Molecule: messenger RNA, 687 nt
Organism: Prorocentrum cordatum
Lineage: Eukaryota; Dinophyceae; Prorocentrales; Prorocentraceae
Source: the annotation of a GenBank genome assembly
GGGCAGCCGAUGCUGUGCAGGCAGUGCGCGUGAACCUGUGGGCACCCCGAAAAGAAGCGAGCGAGCCGCACGAGGCCGCGACGAGCAGGCCACCGGGCGCCCACCCCGCGCAAGCAACGGCGACGGGCGGGUCCAGGGCAAGCAUCCGGAAGCGCCAGCCAGAGCACGAGGGACGGAGCGAGGAGGGGAUGGAGGAGAAGGAGAAGGAGGAGGAGGAGGAGGAGGAGGAGGAGGACGCGGGCGGGCGCCGUGCGACAGAUCCGCGGCGCCAACCAACCAGCCAGCGAGGCGGCCACGAGCGGGAAACCGGGCGAACGCCCCGAAUCCCAUGCCAGGCAGUCAGAAGCCAGUAAGAGCACCUGCGUGCAAGUCAUGUUUGGGGGGCACGAUCGGUCAAUCGGGGAUCCACUGACCCCGGGUCGAUCCAAACCUGGGUCAGUCGGGCUUGGCAGGGUCCUGCAAGAUCCUGCUGAAUCCUGCACGCAGGCCCAAGCCCGGGUCAAAGCACGCCUGGCUCUGCAGGAUCCUAAUUCUGAAAGACCCCGCCGCAGCUCGAGCUCAAUGCAGCGCCGCCAGCUGGGCGCGAGCUCCCCGCCACCUUGUGGGCGCGGAGGCGUCCGCCCUCCUUGAAGGGGCCCUGGGACGCACAAAUAAAUAGACACACAUAACAUGAUUCUCCAUAUUCUC